AUGUCACAGUCAGUGACAGUCGGCGACUUUCAGAACAGUUGCGCAACCGGCACAACGCUGUGCUGUAUGGGAAUGAAUCUUGGAUUGCCCUGUCGCCACUACUUCCAGGUCUUGAGUGCCAUCCAGACUCUCAAAUUUAACUUGGGGGUGAUCCGUGCUAGAUUUGCGAAACAUACCAGCUGUAGAGGCACGGGAGGCCCAAUUCCGAAGGCCAGAGGCAGACCUUCCAUCCUCACAACAGACCCCAAUCGUCUCUGCGAAUCCUCUGGAGCCAAAACACCUUCCUCCAUCAUCCAUGCCGGCUGUUCCUCAAACACAGACAGUUCCCGCUCGCACAGUCUUUCACGAAGCAACGGCAGCAUUGGGCCCACUGAUGAAUGGUGUCCAAACCCAAGAGCAAUUGAAUACGCUGUUGGCUGACCUUGAGGAGCUCCGUUCCUCGCGUCGACGUGAGGCUGAAAAUGAUGACGUCCGUGAGCCGCCGAUCCUCAAUCCAAAGGGCAGGCCACGUGAACGGAGAAUAACAGGCGCUACCGAAGGACGACCGCAAGGAGGAGGGGCAAGGGCACAGCCAAAGGCGGUGCAAACGCGAAAAUGCGGCGUAUGUGGGCAAUCGAGUACGUGUCUCUCAACUCCAUCCGGCCCUCUUCUUGUUGACGAUUCAUCCAGUGCCGCUCAAGUCUCUUACAGACGCAUACCGGUCACCGUCCAUGAUGUCUCCCUUUGUGACGUGAUCUCAAGCAGCAUGUACACUUCCCGUCAACGCGAGGACUGGGGGACGAGUCCAGAAGAUUGCGUCACGGAUUUGUACGUACCGUACCAUCCCCUCGGACUCGAUUCACGCACGCCAGGGAUAGGCUCCGGUCUCUACGACGAUGUGCUGAGGACGACUUGCGGCAGAAAUGAGAUUUUGAUGAGGUGCAGAGAAGAGGGUAGUUGUGCAGGAACAGGAUCAAGGCCAGCGUUCUAUCGCAGGCUCAAUGACGUGGCAACCCCAAGCCUCAUGUUUACACAAGCGAGCCCACCGUUCCCAACGGCGUCCUCAACCACCAUCGAUUCCGCCAACUCUGCGUCUAUAAUCUCUCCACCAUUCGUGCUCCUCCGAUACAAGCUCAACUUUCAUAUCCGCCUUUCCAGGAACUCAAACCUGUUUAGCUCCUGCCCAGCUCCUGCUCUCGAAACUCGGUUUAUUCAAACGAUGCCGGUUUCUAUGGGUCUCAAAAACCUUGCCUUGAACCGUCAGAAGCCCAUACUUGUGCAACCCCUUUCUACGCGUCAACCUCUUUCAAGUGACUUGGGAUCAAAGAAGACAGAGACGCGGUUCUGGUGGCCACGUUUUGGCUUUCAUAGGCGUCUUGUCGCUGAGGUUCAAGGUAUGUUCCCUCUAUCACCGACUUUCUUCAAAGCUCCUGAUCAUGCAUCUUACAGUUCACCUUGCAUGGAAUACAUCAACUCACGCAUUCUAGCACGACGAUAUAAACAACGUCUUGUAAGACACCUGUACUUCCAGAACCGACGCCGAGGGCGGUUCAUGAGCCCAUUGAAACUCCAGCCAGUUCAUGCUCUGCGUUGA
Messenger RNA from Laccaria bicolor S238N-H82, 1573 nucleotides. RefSeq lists its product as uncharacterized. The record is from RefSeq and is a predicted model, not a curated record. The transcript is spliced from 8 exons. Lineage: Eukaryota; Fungi; Basidiomycota; Agaricomycetes; Agaricales; Hydnangiaceae. Bases 296 to 1573 code for a protein of 425 amino acids.